AUGGCAACUGAACAACCUCAGACCCUGCCGGUUUCUCAGAAGACGGCCGCUUCAGGCCUGGACGAAGAGAUGGUUGACGGACCGGAAACGCAGGAAGUCAAUGGGCAUUCUAAAUCGGACGACGACGAUAAGCCGAAAUCUGAUGAGAAACCCACCGUCAACGGGAAGACGGAAUCGGCGGAGUCAUUAGAGCCCACAAAAGAAAAUGCCGAUGAUUCUGCAAACCAAAAAGCGUUCGCUGCCAAUAAUGGUCUCCCAGAACAAGCGCCGGAUAAAACGAUUUCAGAACCUCUGCCCUCCGCCGACGCCGAUAUAGACGCUGAAAUGCCAGAUGCAAAUGGCACUCCGGCUGUCAACAAUUCAUCGUCCAUAAUGGAAUCAGAUAGGGAGAAGGCCACAGAACCCGAAGAAUCUGAAAAAGUUUCCACAGCGGAGCAGAACUCCGAGGACAAGAAUCCCCCAUCCGAUGGUCCCGCUACCGAUCAACCCAUAGACUCGAUGGAUCUAGACACCCCUGUGGAACGUACUGAAGCUGAACCAGCAGUUAAGAGUGAUGAUGAGAUUAAGGACAAGCCUACAAACGACAGUGCUUCGGCGCCUUCGUCAUCCCAAGAUCUUAGUCAGCCAUCCGCAGGCCUCGCCAAAUUAGACAUCAAGAGUGCCCAAGCGGACGUUGCAACUUCUCAACCUGAUACACCUAUGACCGACCAGCCCUCAUCCGCAGGAAAGGUUCGAGAGCGCGAGGAUGAUGACGGUGAAGAGCGGGCAGCUAAGCGCGCAAAAACAGAGGAUCCUAGCGAGUCCACAGCAGAUUCUCUAGUUGUCGCGGGUCCACUGCCGUCUACUACGCCGUCGAACGAACCAGUUAGUCAGGACCUAGAUGGUCAAACAAUCACUCCCUUCCAGAACAAACAGCUGCGACUGGUUUUGGCUGGCAUUAAGAAGACAAAGAAUGGGAUCAACUUCCGACAGUCAGUGGAGAGGUUGUGGCCAGGCUUAUGGGAAGACUACAAGAACAAGGUAGAGAACCCAGUGGAUAUUUCUCUAUUUGAGUCGAAGCUCCGCGAGGAUAAAUAUACCAACUAUGGUGCAUUCAAGGCCGACCUCCAAUUGCUUUACCAGAACUCAGUCGCGUUCAAUGGUGAAUCGAAUGGAAUUACGUUAGCUGCGCGCAUGGUUAGAGAUAAUAUUCUAAACAAGUUGGGUGAGAUUGUUAAAAUGGAGGAACCCACCAAGCCUGAGAAGGGAAAGGCGCAUCCAACUCGUCAUCCUGAGCCACGCGCAGCGACACAACCUCGCCGUCAAUCGCAAUCACAACCCCGCGCGCCGGCAGCGAGCCCAAAGCCAAGGCCCACCCCGCCGGCUCAAGCAACGUCAUCCACGCCUACAUCAUCUACGGCCCCAGCUUUUGCGAUUCCCCCUAACGGUAUCCCUCAAAUCCGUCGUGAUUCUACGCGAGAGGAUAGCGAUAGGCCGAAGCGACCAAUUCACCCCCCAAAGAACCGCGAUCUGGACUACGCAGCGGGUAAUCGCAAGAAACUAGAGCCAGAGCAACGAUUCUUUGAGGUUGUUUUAGAUGAGGUCAAGAAAGGGAAACAUUAUGCUUUAAAUCAGUGGUUCCUCACACCCGUGGAUCCAGUAGCCUUGAAUAUUCCAACUUACUUUAGCAUUGUCAAGAAGCCAAUGGACCUCGCCACCAUGACCCGAAAGAACUAUGAGGGCGAGUACAAGAAUGUUAAGGACAUUGAGAAGGAUAUGAGAUUAAUUGUCCACAAUGCCGAGCUUUUCAAUGGCCAGAACCAUGACGUGUCUCUACUGGCAAAACGUCUCGAGGAACUCUUCAAGGGUGAACUAGCGAAGAGAGACCAAUGGAUGAAGAAAUACCAACCCCCCGAGCCUCCCUCUACGACCAACGUACCUACUGCUAGCCCUGAACGCCAUCAUGAUUCCGAGGAAGAGAGCGAGGCUGAUGGUGAUGAUAACGAAGGUAGCGAAGUCAUUCGCAACCUACAAUCCCGGCUAGAUGAGGAGCAAGAUAAACUAAAUACUCUACUGGGUUCCAAGAAACCAGAUCUUACCAUGAUUGAGAUUCAGCAGUCAAUGGUUUCAAUGCUCCAGAGAAAACUUGUGGAGGAGAGAACCAAGUCUCAUAGCGAGGAGAAGAAGCCCAAGCCUAAGAAGAAGAGCUCCAAGAGUAAACCAAAGUCCGGGGCGAGCGGUGCUGGGGCUACGGGUAGUAAGAAAGCGACAGCUGGAGGUGCAGCAUCCACUAAGAAGGGAUCCAGUAACAGCACUAGCCAUAAGAAGGCAGCGCCUAAGAGUCGCCCGGUUGGUCCAUUGGAGAAGGCUGUCAUUGCCGAAGGUAUUAAUGAGCUGGAUGGCGGAACUCUAACUAAAGCCGUCGAAAUUAUCAAGAAGGAUACUGGCCAGAAUGAGAAUGAUGACGGCGAAAUGGAACUGGACAUAGAUGCCCUAUCCACGGAUGCUCUCCGAAGACUAUAUGACCUGAUCCAUAGAGUUAGCCCACACAUUCGCGCUGGACUGGAGAAGAAGCCGGAGUUUAGUCACGCCACUGAGGUAGAAACGAAGCCCAAGGCUAAUGCGCCCAGCAAGGCCAAGAAGAACAAGCCCAUGAAUAAACAUGAGCAAGAACGUAAAAUCGAACAGCUCCGUGAGCUCAAGGCUCAACUUCAGCGCCAUGGUAGUGGAAGUCAAGAGCCCUUGCCUGGCGAAGUUGAGGAUAGCCGACCCGCUGAGUCAAGUGAAGAGGAGAGCGAUUCCGAAGAAGAGUAA
Hypoxylon trugodes is the source of this 2793-nucleotide messenger RNA. Its product is annotated as Bromodomain-containing protein. Gene Ontology annotation, cellular component: nucleus; chromatin. Bases 1 to 2793 code for a protein of 930 amino acids. Lineage: Eukaryota; Fungi; Ascomycota; Sordariomycetes; Xylariales; Hypoxylaceae. The transcript has 3 exons. Gene Ontology annotation, biological process: regulation of DNA-templated transcription; chromatin remodeling. The record is from RefSeq and is a predicted model, not a curated record.